GGGACGGGACGGGACGCCGGCCCAGCGGUGACAUUGAGGGAAGCCGGGGAGGGCCUGGGGAACGCCGCCGGGGCGGGAGGCCGCGCCAUGUGGGGACGCGCCGAUAGGGCUGUUAAACUGCUGGGAAGAAAUAUUCCCUCAAUUCUGAGGAUGACUAAAGGAGUGGAUCCGAAGAUAAGCAGGCGGCUUUGCAUUAAACCCCAGGAACAAAGUCAACUUCAGCCAAGAAGUCGGUCUCCUUUGAGGGUGCCUGGACACAAGCCUACAGACUGGGAGAAAAGAUUUUUGUUGUGGGCAGGCCAUUUCAAAAAACCAGAGGAUAUACCAGAGACUGUCUCGAUUGAAACAAUCAGAGCAGCAAAGACCACACUGCGUGUGAAGAUCAGCUAUGUAAUGAUUGCCUUGACAAUAUUGGGAUGCAUAGUCAUGGUGAUUAAAGGGAAGCAGGCUAUAAAAAGGAAUGAAUCUCUUACAAGCAUAAACUUGGAGAAGAAAGCUCAAUGGAGAGAGGAAGCUACUCGGAGUACAUCUGCUAAAUCUUAGAGGAGAAAAUGAAGAGACCAAGGACUGGGAAAGAAAAGCUGAGUCCUUUUCAGCACUGGAAGGCGGGUAUAGUCACAUCUUUCCUGUAUGUUAGUUCUGUACUCUCAUGUUCAAGAAAGAAUGAAUACAUUAUCCUGUAAUUAAUAAAACCAGAAAUGCCUAUUUUCUUUUUCUAAAAACCUCCCCUUUCUUCCUAAGUCUCUUUUUCCUGGUUAGUGGAACAGGACAAGUGAGCAAACUGGACAGACAGAAUAGUUGUUUCUCACAUGUGCUAUGCACUAGACUAAGUGUCUUUUAAAAGACUGCAGGAGUUGUACCUGCAUUCUUGGUACCAGUCUCUCUUAUGAAGUCUCACGCUCUUACUAACCACUUACUUAGGAGAAUGUAAGUGGGACACAAAAGGACAGCCUAUUUGGUUUCCACUUGUACAUAAAAAAUACCUUCACUGGACUGUCAUCUGCUAUCACUGACUAUUUCAGGUCCCUCCAAGGUUCCUUCAGGAAGAAUGGUGCUAUAUGUAUUCUAUAUUGUUACUGGCUGCUUCAAAUAUUCAGUAUGUUCCUCUUUGUGCAAGAGAGAACAGUUAUUUGGGGAGCCCUUGAGUCAAGAAUGAUUGCGUGACCUGCAUUAACAUCAUCAAAAUGAUCGUUAAGUUAUUAAAAAGUCUGCUUACCUGGUCUAGGUCCAAUAUAUUCUGGCUGCAUUUAAGUAAAGGAUUACUUUUUGUGAAGAACUGCCUGCCUUUGAUAAAAAGAGGAGGGAGAUCAAAAGUGAAAUGGCAUUGCAGAGAACCAGUGUGUUGCAGAUGACAGCCUAAGGGUUUUUAGGGUUUUUACACCAGAGCUGGUAGUGAGUUGAGAGAAUGUCUGAUAUAAGGGAACAGAGAUUAUUAUUUUGAGGAAUACUGAGCAACAGCUUCAACCUGUGUUACCAGAUUUAUUCAUUGGAGGCACAGGAGUAUGAAAAAGUCAAUCAGGCAUUCCUGCUCUCUGCUGCUAAGCUCUUUUUUCCAAACCUUAGUUAGAUUUAGUUGCAUUUUCCCCCCCUUUUAAAUCAUCAUGUGUGCUUUCAUGAUACUAGCCCACUUAAAAGAUCGUCUGCCUGAAGUUUUAGAAGUAGCAGACCCAGUAAUACCUGCAAAAAGCAACUCCCAACAGUCCUAUUUCUGGCAUUCAUCCCAGAAGAGUCACAUAAUGUUCAUGCUGAACAGCCUGCAGCAACUGGAGACAGUAUUUUUCCUCCUCCUUUCAGUUCAUUUGGAAGGAAACGUAGAUUGGAACCGUCAGGACUGCUCGAAACUAUGUUAUUUCCCAGGACUGCCUGCUAACUGGCCCAGGGGACUCCAGAAGCAGAAGGGGAAGAUGGAUUUGACAGAUUUAGUUUGUGAGCUUCCUGAUAGUGGGAGGCAAAUUAUUUUUCUUGAAACUUUUUCCUGAUUAUUUUUGUUGUACUACUAAAAAUUAGCACUAUUGCUGAAUAAAUUAAAAGCCCUACAAAAACGCAGAGUAAAUCUUGUCUUUACACCUGGAAAAGAAGCAGUAUCUAGUGCAGUCAGUCCUCUCUAGUACUUUGCUUUUUACUCUAGAGGUAGAAAAUAGCUGCUGCAGUCCAUCUUUCUAUUAAUUGCAUUUCUGGGUACCACUCAUAUUGAUGAGAUAUAACCAAUCAAACAAGCUGUGCAGUCAUUCCACCACAGAAGUUAUGACCUUAAGGUGAUGCCACAACCUGUCGUCAGAUUCUCUGUAAGGCAAUUAUUGCAAGUAUGACAUCAAGCAAGCAGAGCAGGCUUCCACAGAUUUGUCCACUCAUUUAGCACUGAAUGCAAGUCACACUUCAUUCCACUGCAGGUAUGUGAACAGAUCUUCCAUGACAGCUCUGGUUCUUUGCCACACCAGUAGGCACACAGGUGGGAACCAAAAACAUCUUCCCAAAUUUGUGUGCCUGUGCUCAUAUAUGUAUUAAAUGAGACCAAAAAGGAGAACAUGCACUUCAGACAAUAUUGCAGGUUACCACGAAGAGAAACUUGUGAUUUGAUUUAUGCUUGGUGAUGGCAGAGCUUAAAAGCAUGCAUCUCAAAAGUAUGCCCCUUUCAGUAAGCACCUGAGUGCACUCUGUGAACCGAACGGACAGGUACCUCAUCUAGUUUUGGAAAUAAAACUAUUCGGACUCAUCCAGCUGGUAAAGUAUUUCAAAUAAAAAUAUGUAAAAUACCACUUAGAAAGCAACACUUCAGAGCAGCAAUGGUCACCACUUUUGCAUUUCACUUAAAUUUCUAUAAGUUCAAACGCUCCAGGUGGAAGCCAUACACCCUUUCCUUCUAUCACUCUGGUAUCACCACCAUUUCAGUAUCUACCAUAAAAAUUGUGCAUCACUGCACACCUUUGUGUUUUUUUUCAGCUUCCAUGUAGGCUCCAGAGUCUCAAAUAAAAGCCUGAGCCAUUGGGCUUUGUGCUGUCUCCAGCUCACUCCCAACCAUUGCAGUAUUUUCUUUCCAAGUAGUUGGGUACCAGAAAAAUGAUGUAAAUCUUUCUCAGAGAGGCAGUGAAAGAAACCACCUCUUUCCUAGUGCGAUGGCUUCCAAGAAAGCACUUCUAAACACAGACAAUGGUUAAAAAAACAGCACGCAUUUCUGACCUAAGCAGCCAGUCUAGCUGACUGAAGAACUUACUUAAUACACCUUGGACCACCUGAUUAGCUCAGAGCUUUAGCCUACAGCCUUUUAACAGUGCCUGAUGGAGAGGAACAUACUAAUACCCUUAAACAGUAUUUCAUUUUCUUUCUCCCGUUUGGCUUGGUCUGCAAGACCAUUCACAUUUAUUCAAAAAAGGCAAAUAAUCAAUCCUAUACCAUAUGCCAGAUUGCUGUACCUAUUCCAAAGGCAACAGAAACUUCCUAAUGCAAUGAUUAAUCUGACAACUUGAACACUGCCUCAGAAGAGCACGCAGGAGCCCUAUGGACAUGGCCAUAGCAGCACACAAAGAGAUCUUGUUUACUUUUCUACUAAGGCUCAGGCAUCUAAAGAAAGACCUUCAUGUCUACUGGCUAAAACUGGCAUGGGAAAGCACUAAUGAUGAGUCAUGCCAAUUCC
Molecule: messenger RNA, 3631 nt
Organism: Haliaeetus leucocephalus (bald eagle)
Lineage: Eukaryota; Metazoa; Chordata; Aves; Accipitriformes; Accipitridae
Gene: FAM162A
Product: family with sequence similarity 162, member A
Exons: 5
Coding region: 88-543 (151 amino acids)
Biological process (GO): neuron apoptotic process; cellular response to hypoxia; positive regulation of release of cytochrome c from mitochondria
Cellular component (GO): mitochondrion
Source: RefSeq, a predicted model, not a curated record